AUGGCUGUUAGGCUUGCCUCUGAGGCAUACUUUGGCAAAGAAGUACUGCAAAAGUCUACAGUCUAUGGACAGCAAAGUAAUACUCCAUUACCAGAGGACAAAGUCAGGGCCCUUAAGAAGAAGAUCCUUAGUUUGCAUCCCAACUAUGUUGAUACACCAGUUGAAUUUGAACCAAUCUGGACGAAUAAAGCCUAUGAAACGAUCCGAGACUCUGGCUGUAUAGCACUCCCUUCCCAGCGCACAUUAAGGGAUUAUUCUAAUGCCGUUAAGGCUGAGGCUGGCUUUUCAUCUCAAGUUGAUAACCAACUGCUUCUGGCGUCUAAACUGAUGACCUCAGCCAAGUAUCACAAUCUAAUUGUAGUUCUUAUUGACGAAAUGCAUAUUCGAGAGGAUCUUGUGUACAAUAAGCAUACAGGUAACUUGGUAGGGUUCACAGACAUAGGGGAUAUCAAUAAUCAUCUGAUGCGUUUUAAGAAGUCUUUAGACUCCGAGAACACCCCACCACCUUUAGCCAAAUCUAUGGUUUCUUUCAUGGUAAAGGGAUUAUUUACUUCUCUUAAAUUUCCUUAUGCACAAUUCCCCUGUGUGAGUUUGGUUGGUGAGCAACUAUUUCCUUUAUUUUGGGAAGCUGUAUUUAGAUUGGAGCGUAUUGGAUUCAAGGUUAUUGCAACUACAUUUGAUGGGACUUCCGUUAACAGGAGAUUGGUGGCCCUACAUGAUCUGUCAGAUAAGCUCGUAUACAAGAUUCUUAAUAUACAUGCCGAAGAGAAAAGAUAUAUUUAUUGUUUUUCUGAUCCUCCUCACCUAAUCAAGACAGUCCGGAAUUGCUUUGCUUCAAAAAAACAGAUUUUUAUGGAACAAUGGCUCAAACAUUUCUUGGCAACAUGUAGUGGACCUAUAUAAAAGAGAUCAUGGGAAAGGGUC
Messenger RNA from Amphimedon queenslandica, 924 nucleotides. RefSeq lists its product as uncharacterized. The coding region runs from base 1 to 903 and encodes 300 amino acids. The record is from RefSeq and is a predicted model, not a curated record. The transcript has 5 exons. Lineage: Eukaryota; Metazoa; Porifera; Demospongiae; Haplosclerida; Niphatidae.